GGAUAUUCCGUGCCCGCCAGCGCACCUGCGUCCAUUGUUCCGCGAAAUUGGCGUAUGCAUGUUUCCUGACUGUCCUCGCUACAGCUUGCCGCCAGACACGCUCAAGGCAGUGGAGAGGGCGCCAGAGAGUGGACAAGUCCAGACAGCAAGCAAGCAGAAGGCAGCCCCCGGCCUGUAUCGUGGAGAUGCACAGAUGGCCGCCAAACACCCCGCCGAACACGGGAAGGAGGUCAAGAAGAUAACCGGCUCCCAAAGCGGCGCCGGCAUGACACAGAUCCAGCCAAUCUCACAAUGGCCGGGCUUCGCACGCGAACGUGUCGAUUGGCACGGUGGCCGUGACCUCGAGCACGACAGACCAGUUGGAUGGCAGCCGGAUUCCUUUGCAGAUCUCAAGUUUUCUCCUCCACAGCCGAACACUGUGCCUCGCAACAAGACUCAAAUGCUUCCGGACUUUCCUGGUCCCUUCGUUCUGGAGCAGUCUAACAUAGGCAACUCUCAGGCUGACACCUUCACCGACUUCGCUCCUGGAGAGAACGUGGCAUCGUCACGUCAACCACAUCUACGCAAGCUGCCAUCUGUUCCAGCCAAGAAUGCUUUCUGCACCGGUGAAGAUGCUAGCUGGAGCUCUGGGAACUCCAGCAAUCAGUCUGAGGUCGAGUUCACUCCUGAAUCCACACCUGAGCAAGAAGACUUCCAUGCCAUUAGCGCUCCGGCUGAGCCUUUGGAAGUCCAGAAUCAGGCCAAUUCCGCUCACCACAACUUGAGCUACGAUCCGGACAAGCCUGUCUAUAAGUUCGUCCCAUUUCGCAACGUUCCUCGAAUCAUCGAUGAGGGGACCAGCGAAGACUAUCAGCGCUGGCUCGAAGUUUCGAAUCGCCUUGGCUGGUCAGGCUCCGCUCGCCAUGAUACCUCCACCAUUGAGGGCAAGCAUCGUCCCGGAUCCAGACCGGUGCGCAAUGAUGACAAGACCAAUAGCAGCGGCAGCGGCCCAGUGAGGCGUGACGCCAUGACUUUUGCGACAGGAGAUCUAAGGAAGAAGAUCGAGAAGGUAGCAAGAUAUGUUGCUCGCUCGGGACCAAAGUUUGAGGAAGUGGUGCGCAGCAAGAAUCAAGGCACAGACAUUGUUUCCUUCCUCGAACCGACCAACACCUAUCAUACGUACUACAAGUGGCGCGUCGCGCAGUGCAAGGCUGGCAACACCUACGAUUUCGAGAGCGAAGAGACCGCUGCAGAGACUGAUCCUUGGACCGAGCACAUCAAUAGUGACGGACGCCAACACUGGUACAAUAAGGUGUCACACGAUUUCGUAUGGGAAAAACCUUUGGCCCUGGUCGCCCGAUUCCAGCCACGAAAGGAAAUCGGUCAGGGUAUUGAGAAGCGAGAGCUCGACUUCUUGGGCGACUGCGUCAAGUUCCUCCCAUUUGACGUUCGCUCCAAAGCCAUUGCCGUGGUGGACAAGUUGCAGAACAUCGCCUAUGGCGCUUUGUCUGAUGAGCUCCCGGCCGAAAAGGAAGAUGAUGCUACCCAGAAAUUGCAGAAGGUUGAGGCCGCUUUGAAGUUGAUUGAGAGCAAGCACGCGGACACUGAAUCAGCACUUCUCAAGCGCAUUGAAGAGCUGGAUAACAAGCAGACCCCUCAAAUGCCGGAGGCUACCGCUACUAAGCUUAACACGCUCUACGAUAAGCUUGGCCACAUUGUUGAUCAGGGAGUGCAGCAAUUGGGAUCCGAUCGGAAGUCCGACAAAGAUCAGGAGACUAUCGUUUCCAAGCUGCAGCAACGCAUUGAGAAUCUAGAGAACAAGCAGGCUUCUCAAAUGUCCGACGAUACCGCCGACCGCCUGGGGACAUUCAAGCUUGAGGUCCUGGAAACUCAUUCAGUGCUUCUCAAGAAUAUCCAAGGUGUUGAUCGUGACAUGCACUCGCGAACAUCUGAGCUCGCUGCUACUCAAGGCCGCAUUUGCGAAGAGGUCGGAGACGUCGUCAAUGAGCGAAUGAAGGAGUUCCGUGACGAGAGGACGCUAAUCGAUGAUGGGCAUAAGGAGAUUGUGUCUGCACUCCUUAAGCGCAUUGAAGAUCUGGAGGAGAAGCAGAGCUCCGAAAUUCCUGAGCCGAUAACAUCUCGUCUGCAUGAGUUCUCUAACAAGCUGGAGCAUGUCGAUGGGCGACUCACCAAGUUCGAAUCGGUUCAGGAGGCCAUUGAUACCAAGAACAGCGACACCUUGACAGAGCUUUGGCAGCGUAUGGUGGAGCAUGGCAAAGAGUUCCAGUCCGAACGCGAGUCGUUCGUUAAGCACCUGGAGACUACGGAAGCCUUUCAGAAGCGUAUCGAGAACGUCGAAACGAAACAAAGCUCUCAUGAUCUCGAUGCUGUUGGUGCUCAAUUGCAGGAUGUGAUUUCGUCCCGGGAUGCCGUUCGCGCUCAGAUCGCGAAGCUCGAAGCUCAGCAGAAAGAGCAAUUCGCCGAAAUGAACAAGGAAACUGCAAAGCUCCGCCUGGAAGCCAUGGGGUUCCAUCUGGAUACUACAAAGGCUCUUCAAGCAGCUGAGAAGGUCAAGUUGCAGGACGACAAAGUCCGCUUGCAAACUGACAAGGCACGCCUAGAGGCUGACACGACUCGCUUCGAAGCUGAGAAGAAUGGGCAAAACGCAGGCAUCAAGACAGGUCCAGAGGCACCGAGACCUCCGCCAGAAUUAGCGGGUACCGUUCGAGGUCGGGACCUUCGCGCUCAGCCGCGUGGUAAUCCCAAUCGCCCAACGUACGCUCGCAGCGCGCCUACCAUUCCACCCUUGCCGCUCACUGCGAUCGACAUCCCCGAGCCACCGUCUAUACCGCCCGACUUGCUGUGCUUGAACAAGGUGCCAACUCCAGCAACUGGCAUCAAGCCGGCCGCUGGUGGUGGGUGGUGA
Molecule: messenger RNA, 2905 nt
Organism: Cercospora beticola
Lineage: Eukaryota; Fungi; Ascomycota; Dothideomycetes; Mycosphaerellales; Mycosphaerellaceae
Biological process (GO): intracellular calcium ion homeostasis; RNA processing
Cellular component (GO): perinuclear region of cytoplasm
Molecular function (GO): RNA binding; protein binding
Source: RefSeq, a predicted model, not a curated record